This is a messenger RNA of Penicillium lagena, 258 nucleotides long. RefSeq lists its product as uncharacterized. The record is from RefSeq and is a predicted model, not a curated record. The transcript has 2 exons. Bases 1 to 258 code for a protein of 85 amino acids. Lineage: Eukaryota; Fungi; Ascomycota; Eurotiomycetes; Eurotiales; Aspergillaceae.
AUGGAGCGUAAUCUAAUUGGUCGCCCAAGCACACAACAGCCAGGCCGGCAGUUCGCACGCCGCAACCCUAACUCACUAGUCCAGCACCCGUCAUCAUCACCAACACCCAACCAAUACAAGCCGACCGUCUCAACCUGCUGCAGGAUUGCGCUGGCUGGCCGCAGACGGAGUCGAUCAUGUGAUUCCUGGGUGCAAUCGACGCCAAUGGAUUCGCAAAGUGUCAGCGCGACGCUGCGCGCUAGGCCGGGGUUUAGAUGA